This is a messenger RNA of Fonsecaea multimorphosa CBS 102226, 789 nucleotides long. RefSeq lists its product as uncharacterized. NCBI's taxonomy places the organism in Eukaryota, Fungi, Ascomycota, Eurotiomycetes, Chaetothyriales, Herpotrichiellaceae. The transcript has 3 exons. Bases 1 to 789 code for a protein of 262 amino acids. The record is from RefSeq and is a predicted model, not a curated record.
AUGGAUGAUCCAGUGGCGGACAUCCCUCGGAUCAUCGAGACACUUUGUACCGCUCCACCAGCCAUCCAAAGGGCAGCAAUUGAGACCUACUUCACGCCGACCGCAUCCUUCACGCAUCCAUUUUGUCGAACAGGGAGCUUUCCAGGAUCAAUAUGGCUCAUCAUUAUGGUUUACCGCUGGUACAAAAUCCUCAGUCCUCAUAUUGACGUUGCUGUCGACGGAGUUGCAUUCGACGAAAAGCACCUACGCCUCUACGUCUCCAUCCACCAAAACUUCAAGCUCUGGGUGGUUCCCUUCUACAACGCCCCAGUCAAACUCGUCACCGUCCUCCAGUUGACAACGGACCCGACUCCGUUGCCGCCUGAACCCCAAGAGACGCUUGAGCCUAUGACCGCAACUGAACUUGACAACGGGAAGGUCGACACGGGAGGCAAUAUCACGCCAAACUCGUCCCAAAGUGGCGCAACUGGACGCAAGCAGACACAUGGAUCUGGCUCCACUCAUCUCACAUUCCACAAAGAGGCCUACGAUGGUGAUAGCGACCAAGUUAAGUACUAUAUUCAAUCGCAGAACGACCUGUAUCAGACUACCGAGUUCAUUAAAUUCCUUGUCCCUUGGGGAAUCGGAGUCUUCCUGGUGAUCACCUGGCAAUUUUGGGCAACAAUUCUCUGUGUUAUUGGCACCAAGACCUACGAUCUCCUGAUGUGGGUACCGCAAAAAUUCUACCGCCAACACUUUGAGGUUUUCGACAACGAUGAGAAAGCACACCCACAUCUCGGUGCCGAUUGA